UACACGAAUUCAACAUUUCAGGCUUCUGUUUAAUCUGUUUCUUGUUUAUAAAUUACUAUUUUUUCAUUAGUUUUAGUUGAACAAUAAUUAAAAAUUUAAACAUAACAAUUACAAUAGUCCGUUUAUAAGUACUCAGUAUUUUUCCAAUAGAUGUUUAACUCGCUAUCUACACGGAAUACCCCAUAAGGAUUUUCUCAUAAUUUUUCCCUCAACACAUAUAUUCGACAAAAAUAUACACGCAUAUUCACAAUAUUGAGUAUAAUAUUUUUUUUAAAGAUUUCAACAAUGACCACUACACUAAAACCUUACCUUUCAGUUGUAAAGCAUUCGUUGGAUGCUGCCAUUUGCAUUAGCCAAUUUUACUCGCAGGUGGUUGAACGUCACAGCAAACCAGAAAUAGAAAUGCAAACCAACAGGGAGUUAAUAUUGACUCCAAUGUUGAUCAGUCGUAAUGAGCGAGAACGUGUUUUUAUUGAGAGCUCUAUAAAUUCAAUAAGGGUGAGUAUAGCAAUUAAACAAUGUGAUGAGAUUGAGCGAUUAUUGUGUGAUAAGUUCACGCGAUUCAUGAUGAAACGAGCAGAAAAUUUUUUCAUUCUAAGAAGGAAACCAAUAGCUGGAUAUGACAUAACAUUCUUAAUCACUAACAUGCAUGUGGAACAGAUGUACAGGAAUAAACUUAUUGAUUUCAUUAUUCGAUUUAUGGAAGAAAUUGACAAAGAGAUCAGUGAAAUGAAGUUGGCAAUUAAUGCAAGAGCGAGAAUUUGUUCAGAAGAGUUUCUCAAACAUUUUUAAUCCAGUGUGCAUUAUUUUUUAUUUUCUACUAUAAUCAUUUUUUUAUAUUUUAAAAUGUUUAA
This is a messenger RNA of Diuraphis noxia (Russian wheat aphid), 854 nucleotides long. It is a transcript of the gene Arpc4, whose product is annotated as Actin-related protein 2/3 complex, subunit 4. Gene Ontology annotation, cellular component: actin cytoskeleton; Arp2/3 protein complex. Gene Ontology annotation, molecular function: actin filament binding. Gene Ontology annotation, biological process: actin filament polymerization; Arp2/3 complex-mediated actin nucleation. Lineage: Eukaryota; Metazoa; Arthropoda; Insecta; Hemiptera; Aphididae. The record is from RefSeq and is a predicted model, not a curated record.